Trematosphaeria pertusa is the source of this 1497-nucleotide messenger RNA. RefSeq lists its product as uncharacterized. The record is from RefSeq and is a predicted model, not a curated record. Gene Ontology annotation, cellular component: Golgi membrane. Lineage: Eukaryota; Fungi; Ascomycota; Dothideomycetes; Pleosporales; Trematosphaeriaceae. The transcript has 2 exons. Bases 129 to 1292 code for a protein of 387 amino acids. Gene Ontology annotation, biological process: vesicle-mediated transport; mitotic spindle elongation.
CUGCAACACCGGAAUGACCGUUCUCAGCUAUCCCGCGAGUAACUCCUAGACCGCAUCUCUUCAUCUUUUGACCUUGCAUCCUUCCCUUCCAUCUCCUCCGCGCCGUUCCGCCGCCCUCCGCCUCCGCCAUGCCUACGGAGGACUACGACGCCCGCGCCCUGGCGCUCCCGCUGAACGGCGAGUCCCCCGAACGAAGCAACAGCCCCAUCUGGAGCCGACGCUCAGCUUCAUUCCGGCGCAAUAGCUCCCCGUUUUCGCGACAGGCGCCGUCGUGGCACCGCAAGCUGAUGGACCGGUACGACAAGCUCAAUCGGCGCGUAAUAAGCUCCUACAAUCGGCUAUCACCCGUCCAGAAAGUCCUCGUCGUAAUAGGAGGACUUGCCUGCUUCGUACUCUCGAUAUUGUUCCUAGUGUACAACGAGCGCAUCUUCCAGUCACUGCUGCCGGUUGCGAAGAAGUGGAGGGACGUUAGAGCUGGAUGGUUGAUACUGUGGGCUUUGAUAUUUACAGUAUCAUUUCCUCCAUUGAUUGGAUACUCGAGUCUUUUGACAAUAGCGGGUUUUGUAUAUGGGUUCCCGAACGGCUGGUUCAUAGCCGCCUCCGCAACUGUUGCCGGCAGCACAGCCUCCUUCCUCCUCUCGCGCUCCCUUCUAAAAACCAUGGUCCAUCGCCUCGUCGCAAACGACAAGCGCUUCGCCGCUCUCGCCCUCACUCUGAAGCACGACGGCCUAAAGCUGCUUGUCAUGAUCCGCAUGUGUCCCUUGCCAUACUCCCUCUCCAAUGGCGCCAUAGCCACCUUUCCCACCGUGCACACCGCCUCCUUCGCCCUCGCUACCGCACUCGUAUCUCCCAAGCUCAUGCUGCACAUCUUCAUCGGCUCGCAGCUCGAGAAGAUCGCCGAGAGUGGCGGGAAGAUGGAUGCGAAGACUAAAGCGCUGAGUUAUAUAAGCAUAGCGAUCGGAGCUGUUGCCGGCGUGGCGACAGGUUGGUUUAUGUACAAAAAGACAAAGCAAAGGGCGCGUCAGCUGGAGGCCGAGGAAAGGGCGGGGAUACGCCGGAUGUCUAUUGAGGAUUUGGAAAAUGAGUAUUCGGAUGACCCGGAAGCGCUGGAGGCUGCCGAGACCCUAAGGGAAGACGACGAUGAUAUCUCGCUACGGACAGGGUGGGGGGAUGAGUAUCACGAUGAUCCUACGGAUGCGGAGGAUGAUGCGCUCGAGAUCCCAGAUGUGGAGGAUGAUCCGUUUAGCUCGGGAGAUGGGGGAGACGAGGAGGAAAUCAGCAGUAAGAAGUGAGUUGUAUAUAUAACGCUUGCAGGAGUGUAUGAUAGACUCCAAUAGAAGGGUCAUAGGGUGGAGCAUUAGGCUUACGGCGUUCCGGGUACCGCAUGUCUUGGAUACAGGUAGAAAAUCGAUCAGAUGAGAUACCAAGGCAGUUCCUGGACCGAGACCGUUCGAAUGGUUCUCUCGGACUGGAUACUGCAGGUUCCUAACGUACGGG